AUGCGUACUCUGGUUGGCAUUGACGUCGGCGGCACAAACACAGAUGCCGUAUUGAUUGAUGCGGAUACAGCUCCCUCGGACCCAACGGGGAGCAUCCUAGCGAGCUGCAAAACACCCACAACACGCCACGUUGGCGAUGGCAUUUCUCAAGCUCUGCAAAAUGUCCUAGAGCAGUGGACUGGUGAGGAACGUCGCAGGAUUGUUGAUAGCUUAGUCAGGAUCACCAUUGGGACAACGCAAUUCCUGAAUGCAGUCGUUGAACGUGACUCGCAAAAGCUUUCUCCAGUUGCCCUCUUACGUCUGUGCGGACCUUAUACUCGCGAGUUGCCCGGCUUUGCAGGAAUCCCGCCAGAAUUGCGGCGAAUAAUUGAGGGCACCACUGUGUACCUUUCUGGUGGUUUAGAGUACAACGGAAACCUCAUUGAGCCCCUAGAUGAGGCCGAAAUCCGGCGUACAGCAGCAGAGUUACGGUCGCGCCAGCUGUUGAAUGUCGCUAUCGUUGGCGUUCAUACAUCAAUUGACUUCACAUUUCAGCAAGAGGAAACAGUAGAGCACAUAUUAAGAGAAGAACUCGGUCCCUCUGCGAUUAUCACGUUGUCCCGUGACAUAGCUGGUCUUGGCUUGUUAGAAAGGGAGAACGCGACUGUCAUCAACGCGGCCUUGAGGCCAUUGGCAAAAGUCACUGUUUCGAAUUUGACACAGUCUCUGACUGCCUUGGGGAUUCGGGCACCUGCAUUCUUCACUCAGAACAAUGGCGCCCUUAUUUCAGCUUCUGAGGCUAAGUGCUUACCGAUUCUUACCUAUCUGUCUGGACCGAUCAACUCCCUAACUGGGGCCGCUUUCUUGUCCCGCGGACAAGGUCCAUUCCUCAAGGACGUCGUUGUAGUAGACGUUGGGGGCACGAAAACUGAUACCUGCGUUCUGCAACCUACGGGCCUCCCACGUCCUGCAGCAGCCUUCUCCCUAUUAUCCGGUGCUCGAACAAACUUUUCCGUCCCAGACCUUCGUAGUAUAGGUCUCGGGGGCGGUUCGAUCAUUCACGUCGAUGAAAAGACGGGGAAUGUCAGGCUAGGCCCGGAUUCUGUCGGGUAUCAACUAGAGACUCGGUCCAGAAUAUUUGGCGGCCCUGAUCUCACUGUCACUGAUGUGGUGGUUUCGGCGCAAAGACAAUCGCCAAUUCUGUUGAAGAGCACCGCAAAAUCAAUUGAGGUUGCCCCGGAUGUUUUGCGUAAAGUGGAAAAAGAGAUUACACGCUUACUAGAAACUGUUGUCGACGAAAGCAAAACAGAAGGAGGUCCAGUGAAUAUCAUUCUGGUUGGCGGAGGCACAUUCCUAGUCUCAUCGUCUAUCCCAGGCGUGGGCCGUAUUUACCGACCUAACUAUGGGCACGUUGCAAACGCAGUCGGUGCGGCCAUGGCGCGCAUGUCUCAUAAGAUCGACCAGAUUGUAUCUAUUGGCCUGGAAACGACGGAGGAGAAAGUGUUGUCACGCCAAUGCGAUCGCACUAUUGAAGAAGCUCGACUCAGGGGUGCGUUGAACCCGCAGAUUGUGGAGAAAAGAACCAUGCCUCUUUCAUAUUCUUCAACCAGAAAAGUGAGAAUUAUCACUACCGCUGUUGGAGAUGCUGCGUUGAGUCCUUCCACAGAGGAUAACGAAGAUAAUGAGACCGAGUCUCCAGUCGCGCUAUCACGAGCCCCUAUCCCGUCAGAAGACCAGGCAAUUACUACAGAGAAUGAGCCUGAACCCACAAAAAAUGCAAGUACAUAUCGCCCGUCCGUUGUCUCUGGGAGAUGGAAACUUUCUCAAGCAGAUCUGUAUUUUUUAUUCGAAGGAUGCGGCAUUCUAGGAUGUGGCAUUCUAGGAUGUGGAGGCGGAGGUGACCCCUACCCGAGCUUUCUUUCUUCACUGGCCUUACUCAAAGCAGGACAGUCUGUAUAUGUUGUAGAUCCAGGCACUAUUCCCGCCAACGGGGCCGUGCCUGCAGUUGGAUUCAUGGGGUCACUAGAUAUACUGUCCGAGCGUUUUCCUUCUGGAGAGGAGCUUAAAUACUCGGUCCAAUCGGUCACGCCACAAGGCAUGGAUUCUAUAUCAGGUGUUAUUUCGUUGGAAAUCGGAGGGUCAAACGGCUUCCGCGGGAUCCAAGCAGCUGCAUGGACACAAAUACCCGUAAUUGACGCAGACCUCAUGGGUCGUGCAUACCCUAACCUAUGGCAGACGACUCUGACUCGAGCGGGCAUCCCAAUAACGCCGUGUGCUGUAUCUGAUGCAAAAGGAAACACGCUAAUCCACCACCGCGCAGCGAGCCACCAGGCAGUUGAAAAUUUCCUUCGACCUCUAUGCGCUGAAAUGGGAAAUGCGGCGGGCACCUCUUUCGCGCUACUGAAUGGAGACCAGAUUCGGUCGAGUACUGUCCAUCAUUCACUGUCUCUGGCAUGGAGAGUAGGGCGCGCAGUAUACAUUGCCCGCCAAGAGAAAACCGGUGUGGUCGCUUCUAUCCUAGCAGAAUAUCCUGGGCGACUCAUAUUCACUGGAAAGAUUGUUCAGGUUAAGCGCGAUAUCAGCGGGGGUUUUAGUCGAGGGUUCAUAGACCUUGUGAGAUCUCACGCAAUUGAGAAAGACGACGAGCCUGUUCGCGUAGAAUUCCAGAAUGAGAAUCUCCGCGUCACUACUCUCCAGGGCAAGAAGACCCUGACCGUUGUCCCUGAUCUCAUCACGGUUCUUGAUAGCGAGACAGGAAGUGCGGUAGGAACACAGGAUUACCGAUACGGACUGCACGUUUUCGUGAUUGCCUUGGUGGCUUCGCCACAAUGGUCUGAACAGGAAGGGUUAAAGAUUGGUGGACCAGCGGCCUUUGGGUGA
Molecule: messenger RNA, 2859 nt
Organism: Talaromyces stipitatus ATCC 10500
Lineage: Eukaryota; Fungi; Ascomycota; Eurotiomycetes; Eurotiales; Trichocomaceae
Exons: 8
Coding region: 1-2859 (952 amino acids)
Biological process (GO): glutathione metabolic process
Cellular component (GO): cytosol
Molecular function (GO): 5-oxoprolinase (ATP-hydrolyzing) activity
Source: RefSeq, a predicted model, not a curated record